Messenger RNA from Hibiscus syriacus, 831 nucleotides. RefSeq lists its product as uncharacterized. The coding region runs from base 36 to 590 and encodes 184 amino acids. Lineage: Eukaryota; Viridiplantae; Streptophyta; Magnoliopsida; Malvales; Malvaceae. The record is from RefSeq and is a predicted model, not a curated record. Gene Ontology annotation, cellular component: mitochondrion. The transcript is spliced from 4 exons.
UAUUUGGAUCAAAGUAUUUUUCAUGAUCUAGAACAAUGGGGUUUGGAGCUUUAAGAAGUAUCGCUCGACCGCUAUGUCGGACUCUCCUAUCUCAGACCUCCCCUGCUUCUCGAACUAUAUCGACUCUCCCCUCUUCGUUGUGUACUAAACCCUGUUUGAACUCCUUUAUGGGUGGGUCAGUUUACCGCCAAUCUCCAUGGACCUCGAUGUCAAAUCAACUGCAUAGCUUAACCGAUACUCGUUUCGCAAAGAGAAGGCCUCAAGACAAGCCACGCCGAAAAAGAGCCAGCUUGAAGCCCCCAGGUCCAUAUGCGUGCGUAAAGCAUACACCAGGGGAGCCUAUUCUCCCAAAUAAUCCGAAUGAAGGGAGUGUCAAAAGAAGGAACGAGAAAAAGAGAAUGAGGCUGCGCCGUGCAUUUAAAUUGGCAGAGGCAAAGAAGAGGAAAGCUCAGUUGCAGGAAGCUAAUCGAAAGAAGAAGAUAAAGCAAGUAGAACGUAAGAUGGCUGCGGUGGCAAGGGAAAGAGCUUGGGCUGAAAGGCUGGUAGAACUGCAGCGGCUUGAGGAAGAGAAGAAAAAGGCCAUGGCUUGAAACUUUCACUUGCUUAUGUACCCGUUGUCUUCCGAUGCUAUGAUGAUUUUGUGACGGUUUAUAAGAACCUCUAGAUUGUGUUUCCUUUCUAAUGUUUGGUUAUUGCUAGCCUACAUAAUGACACAUCUGAUGUUGGUUUCUCUAGUUCUUCACUUUCUCUAGUGUAGGAUUAGGAAACAUAAAGGUGUCGAAAAGUUCGUUUUCUUAGACUUGGGUGAGAACUUAUUUUUAAAUUGGUGAA